AUGGAAGAAUUAAUGUCAACUCCGAUUAAAAAUUCACUUAAACGAGAGUCAUCAUCUCCAAUGAGCCCAGUGAUUUAUAAAACACCUUUGAAGCAGUUUGAAGCACGGAAAAAUUAUAACAGCAAUGAUAGAUCAAGAGGAAUUUCUAUGCUGUCUAGUCAUUGCACACCACCCUCAGGUUUGACUAAAUUUAUUGCCAGGAACCCGUUUGAUGCUGAACUUACUAAUCGACUUCAUAUGUCAGUAAUCAGUCCUACGAUAUUCAGCAAGGUGCCGACAAAAACACAUGAUUCUCCUUUUUCAUGGACGAUCGAUGAGUUGGCGAUGUUGAAACCCGUAGCGAUUGAAGAAUUUUCUCUCCAGCAGUCUCACGCAUCCGACCCGGAAGUCGAGAAGAGAGCCCAGGAAGCUAUAAAUAAAUUUUUUAGUGCUAAAGAAAUUCAUCCGAGCCCAUGGAACGAGCGGCGAGAGUCAGUUAAGCAGCUUAUGACUACUCCUGGUAGCUUGAUCGAGGAAAUCGAUAGUGAAAAAACUGAAAAAACUACCAGAGAUUGUUGGGCGCAAACAGAAUUGUCUCUUCCACCAAAGCUACCUCAACAUGUCGAAGAUGCUCUGAAACCAUUCUUUACUUUUACACAAGACCAGCAGGUCGAUAAUGACGAAGCCAACAGUUCGAGUAACAGUUCCUUGAGGAGAAAAUUAUUCUUUAACCAUGACGAUUCAAUAGAAGAUGACUCUGAGUGUUCGCUGAUUUUGUCCCCGUCUAAAAUAAAUUCUAGUCCUCCUCGCAGUGGAAUGAUGGCUCAUGGAACGCUUAUUGGGGAAGGAUUAAGUAAUAUGCAGAGAACUUAUGAUACAUCAUUUAGACCAGAUAAAUUAAUUUCACCACCGGACAUGUCGCCUAUAUGUAACCCAUCAAAUAAUUUAUCUAACAAUAGUCUUCGGUCGCGUAGAUCUGUAACGCGACUUGAUUUCUCUGCACAUAUGAGCGUUGACAGCUCGUACUUGGAGGAAAAAGAAAAUAAUAAUCCUCAAUUGGCUGCUAAUCAAGAAACUCUUAAUGAUACAAUGGCUGAUUCAGUAAUUGAAAGUAAAGAGUACAAUCAAAACGAAACAGUUGAAAUGGUUUCUUUGAUCCAAGAGACUACGCCACAAAAACAAUCAACUAAAAUUGACAAUGUUAUCAAAUUUAAAGAUUCAGUGGAUUGGUGUAAGAAUGUUAUUACUAAUGAAAGCUACAAAGGACGAAGAAAUUUCACAUCUGGUGGAUUUUCGGAUCAGAGCACCAGUGCCUUUACUUCUGCACAAGACACUGGUUAUCAGACUUACAGUAUGAACAAUACUGCUAAUACUAAUACUACAAAUAACCGGAGUUUUACUCCUGUCAAGAAAGGGUUUAAUUGGGACGAUCGUCACACCGGAAUGUCAUCUGUCAGUGAAAUAAGACUGUCCGAUUGGCAGGGUAACUUCAAUUCUGUGAUCAGCUCGACGCCUUCGAAAUUCAUACGAAGCAGAGAAAACCAUAUUUAG
Cotesia congregata is the source of this 1530-nucleotide messenger RNA. The record is from the annotation of a GenBank genome assembly. Lineage: Eukaryota; Metazoa; Arthropoda; Insecta; Hymenoptera; Braconidae.